This is a messenger RNA of Cinara cedri, 8680 nucleotides long. The record is from the annotation of a GenBank genome assembly. NCBI's taxonomy places the organism in Eukaryota, Metazoa, Arthropoda, Insecta, Hemiptera, Aphididae.
CUUCAAUUAUUAUUGAAAUGUCUGGUGAAUUUCCUUAGAUCUCGAAAUUUUAUAUUUUGUUAUUAAAAAUUAGCCUGGUAUAAAAAAUAAACAAUUUUUAUUGAGAAAUCCGUAUCCAUCGUCGUGUCUGAAGAAUGAAUGAACCUUCGACCAGCACCGAUUCCUGUCAGAAAUUAUUGUAUUCUAUACAUAACUAUUCUAGUUGCCUGCCGACCUAUCCACCAGAGUAAGAAUAGCUCUGAUUGCUUAUAAUUAAACAAACAAAUAACACGUAAACGCGUGUACUUUUUUGUCAAUAUUAUUAUGCUUGAGAAUGUAUUUUUUUAAUGGUUUCAUUGGUAGGUGCCUAAUCGGUUACCAUUUAACAAAUAAUUGUAUGAACUUAAAUAAAUCAUAUAAAUAAUAUUUUAUAAUAAUAAUAAUUUAAAUUAAAUCAUUUAAUUAAUCUCAAUGAUAGUAACUAUGCAUUCAAAACUAAACCAUAAAUCAAUAAACCUUACGAAAAUGUUCCAUUAUUUUUAAAACAAUCUGACAAAUUGUAGUGUUCACUCUAUGAAAUAAAUAAAUAUUUAUUACCAUAGGUAUGUCUACUGGUUAAAGUAAUAUUAUUCUGUUUCUAAAACUGUAAAUUUAUUUUUACAAUAUCAUUUAAACUCAAUUUAUAUUUAAAUGUUAUUAGUGUAUCUUACCUUAAUAUUGUUUUUCUAAUGACCUUGAAGAUGGCAUACAAAAAUAUAGGUACAAUUAUCAUAUGUAAUUUGUUUACAAUACUUAAUUAAUUUUGUUUAAUUGGCUUGAUAAGUUCUAACAUUUAGAAAUAAUCAUAUCAAUGAUAUCAGUAUAUGUUACAAAAAAAUAAAAAUGUUCCAUAAAGUGGAAAAUUUUAAUAGAGUUCAUUGAAAUUAAUGCAUUUGCAUGUUUAGUACCUAAUUUUUUAAAUUUUCGAAGUACUGAAUGUGAGUACAUUAAAUGCAUAAAAUAUUUACCUCAACAACACUGAGUUUUAUCAAUUUAUGUAAAAAAAAAUGAUUAUUGAAAUGAUUGUAACAUACACCGAUCUAAUAAUAAGUCUUCAAUUGUAAACUUGAAGUACAAAAGUCAGACUUUUAUACCUAAAACCUACCAAAAUGUGUGUCUAGAAUAUAAUAUAUUUUUUUUUUAAUAAUUUUAUUAAACCCAAGAAGUUUUAUUCAUAUUAUUAAUGAAUAAAAUAUAUACAGAAAACAUAGUAUUAUACAAAAUGUAGGGAUUUUAUAUGUUUUAUCAAAAUAUGAACCUAAAAUACUUAAACAAAAAUAAAAAAACUGAUUUUACUCAACCUAAUCUAAAAUUAAUAAGCCCACUAAUGAUAUUGUUGCCGAACAUUUAAAUUUGAAAUCAAUUUUUUCUUUUUUGUACAACCACCUAUUGAACUACUUUUUUUUUUUUUUAAUAAUUACAGAAACAUUUUAUUUAAUAAGCAAGAAGAUCAAAGUUCCCGUUGGUCAUCAAUGUCCAAUACUCCACCACAAGUAAAAUUUAGACACAACCAUAUUUUAUUUUAUCAAUUUUUCCUAAUUAAAAUUGUAUUAUAGUUUAUAAUCUUGAAACUACAAAAUAUUUCUAUUGUUAAGUACAUAAAAUUUGGAAAAUAUGACCGGCCACACGUAUGUAAUUUAAAAAAGUUCAAAGUUUACGGUGGAUUAGAAGAUGAUACAAAAAUAGAAUUGCUCUAUAGGUAAUAAUUAAAAACUUAUAUGAUAUAUUAUUUUAUUAUACCAUUUAUAUUUUACCUAUUAUACCAAACCUUUUUUAUUUUAUUUGUCAUAUGGCUUUGUUGCAGCGGUCUCAGUAACAAUACUGAAUUAGAAACAUUUAAUUUACGUCACACUUUAGACAAUAGUUCUAUGAUACCUGUGCGUUAUAUUAAAUUGGAACCUCUUGAAUCUUGGGGUUCAAAUUUUAAUUAUAGCCUUUGGUACGUUGAGUUGCACGGCAUUGAUGAACCUAAUAUUGUGGCUAACGAAAUAACAAAAUUCUAUCAAGUAAGAUCUUAAACUAAUCAUAAUGUUCAAUUUUUAAACAUGGUAUAAUUAUAUAUUACUAGUUCCGUGAAGAAUUAUUAAUCAAGUUAUGUCUUAAGCAUUUUCGUCGAAAUCAUUAUGACUUUGCUACGAAUGCUCUCUUGCACAAUUCUUAUGUUACUCUAGAACAUCCGUUUUUAUCACAACUAUAUGAAACAAUAGUGAUAAAUGGUAAUUAUGAAAUGGCAGAAACCAUAAUGGAUCAAGCUAUAAACGGUAAAUUAUUUAAAUGAAACCACAGUCUGUUGUUAACUUGUAAUAUUGUUCUUCCAGAGGGUUUAUUGGAAAGUUAUAUUGAUAGUCAAAGUUUCAAACCUAUUUGGAAGUUAGUUAAAGAAUACAACAACGAAGGUAAAAAGAGACCAUGUAUGCGUGGUGGUCAUCAGAUGUGUAUGGAUUCGGCUAACGGCAUGUUGUACUUGCUUGGAGGUUGGGAUGGACAUAAAGAUUUAUCUGAUCUAUGGAGCUUUAACAUUACGACUAAUACAUGGCAUUGUGUUGCAGCUAACGUAGAAGAACAAGUAAUAUAAAUUAUUUAUUUAUUUUUAUCAGUAAAUAUCAGAGCCCAAAUAAUUAAACUUUAUUUUACAGGGUGGACCAAGUCCUAGAUCAUGUCACAAGAUGUGUAUAGACGAAGAAAGAAAACACAUUUUUGUAUUAGGAAGAUAUUGUGAAAUUCAAUCAUUUAUUGGUGACUACCCUCAGGUGUUAUAUGUAUUUUAAUUUUUACAUAAAUAUAGAUUGUUUUUCUAUUACCAUAUUAAAUUUAUUUUUGUUUACAGAGUGACUUUUACGUUUAUGACAUUGAACAGAAUAUUUGGACUUUAAUAUGUGCAGACACAAAUGUGAUGGGUGGACCAAAAUUAUUAUUUGAUCAUCAAAUGGUUAUGGAUUCCAUAUCGUCUACUAUUUAUAUAUUUGGUGGUCGUGUUGUUUCGUCUCCUUCCAGGUAAGCAUUAAACUCUAGCCCAUUAUAUUUAUUAAACUUUACUUAAAAGAAAAAAAAAGGAUAAAUAAACAAUUAUUAUUAUGUUUUAGAUGCAGUAAUUCUGAAUCCCAAAAAAAUAAUCCUGAUUUUUCAGGGUUUUAUAAAUACCAUGUCCCAACUAAUACCUGGACAUGUAUUUUACCUGACACAUUCUACGAGAUCAAAGUCCGAGAUGGACUUCUGACACACAACCCACAGACAAUAGCAUCACGUGGUGGACAUUGUAUUUUAUUGCAUUCGGUUUGUUAUUUAUAUUUAUAGUCUAUAUUUAUAUUUUUACUAAUUAUGUUAUUUUGAUCUUCAGAAAAUGAGACGGAUUUAUAUAUUUGGAGGGCAACGACAGAGAUGGGCACAAAAUGAUCCAGAAUUCUUAUGGUAUGACAUUGAAACAGGAGUAACACAACCUAUGCCAUUGCCGUCCACCAGUGAUAAGCCUCCUAUGGGCUACACACAACGUGCUACUAUUGACAUCGAACAUGAUGAAAUAUAUAUAUUAUCUGUAAGAAAAUAUUGUUUAUUUAAUCUGUCUAAUACAGGCUAUUUAAAUGAACUAAUCAUUUUUUGUAUUUAUUUUUUAUUUAAUUAUAAAUGAAGAGUCUUAGCAGAGAUAAGGAACGCAAAGAAGAUAAAGUUCAAAAUGCAUUUUGGGUGUAUUUCAUAAAACAAAACAAAUGGUAAUAUUUGUAUAUAUUUUUUUUUUGUACUGUUGAUUUAUUGUUUAAGAUUUUGAAAGAAGCAAGGAAUAUAUUUUUUUUACUAUUGGUAUGUUAUUAUGUUCAUAUGAUGGCAAAUAUGGUUCAAAACUAAAAUGUAUUCCUAUAAUAUAAACUCCAAAUUUAAAAACAUCAAAUCAUUUCAAAACUAAAACUAUUGCGCUAUGUAGUUUAAGACAUUAAAACUGUUUUAAAAGGUUAAAAUAGUUAAGCAAAUAACCAUAUAAAUAUGCGUUUUUUUGAAACCUAACCAAGCUUUUAUCAGUUUUUGUUUUUACGAUACAUAUCAUAUUAUGUAUUGACUUAAAUUAAAAUUCAUAAUAAAUCAUAUCUUGAUUUCUUAUUUUAUAUUCCCUAAAAUACUUAUGUUAAAAUAUAUUUUAUUCAGUUUUAACAAGAUAACAAAAUUAUUUAUAUUAUUUAAUAUUUAAUUAUAUAUAAAACAUUUUUGUUCAAAAAAUGUAUUGCCAAAGUAUUAAUAAGUUUUAUUUAUAUUUAAUCAUUGUUUAGUUACAAAAAAUAUGUACACACUUGUUUGAUAUAUAACAACUAUGUUUAUUUUAAUUUUAAAAUGUAUAUUGUUCCUUUUUAAAGUUGUUUUAUGUGAUCUAUUAUAUACAAUUUUUCAUCAACAACCUGAUAAUGACUUAAGUCAAAACUAAGUAGUUGUGUAAAUAAAAUUUAUUAACACUUUAUGUCAAUAUAUUUUUUAAACAAAAUAUUUUUAUAUAUAUAGAAAUGCUGGAAAAUGUAUUAAAAACACAAAACAAUUAUUGGACUUUGCUUUGUUGUUACAAAUUAAUACAAUUUUCAAUUAAAAUUUAGCAAAAAUAAAUACUCUGAACUAAGCUCAGAAUUUUUUUUAUUUGUAAAGAUUUGUGACUGCAAAGUACAUACUUUAUAUAAAAUAAAAAUCCUUAUAUUUCUUACUUUCUACAAUAGUCGCCUCCUACUUACUAACAAUAUUCUGUACAAGGUGUUUAACAAUAGACAAAAUCCUCAAAAUGGACAGUGUUUUUUUAAAUUAAUUAUAUCAUACAAUAGAUUGUGUUUUAUAAUGUAUAAUAUUAAAUUAGUUAAACUUCAUAACCCAUUUAAUAUAUGUACAUUUAAUUUUUCCCACAGGAUGUGUAUCUAUAAAAAUCAUAACUCGGAUGAAAAAUAUUGGAAUAAAAUGCAACACUUAGAACCGUGUCCUCGUUUUGCAUAUCAAUUAGUAUACGAUCAAAAAAAUAAGGUAGCUCAAUUCUUUGAGUAUUCAAAUAUUCAACAGUUCCAUUUAUUUUUAAUGAAACUUAAUUUUAUUUAGACACACUAUUUAUUUGGAGGAAAUCCUGGGAAAGCUGAUGCUCAGAAUUUAAGACUGGAUGAUUUUUGGGAACUCAAAGUUUACAGAUGUACAAACCAUGAACUUAGCUGCCGGUGUAAACUGUUGAUCCGUAAAAUUAGGUAAGUGUUGAUAUGGUGUCUGUAUUAAUAAAUUAUCUGUACAAAUUUGUUAUUUUGGUGUGUAGGUUCCAAGAAAUGAAAACAAAAGAUAAAGUAGCUGCCAUGAAGUUCUUACAAACAUCUGUAUCGGAAUUAGUUGAUCACACUGAUGUAGAGCAAACUCGAGAUGUAAGUAAAAAUUAAAUUUAAUUAGAAUAUUUAUGUUAGAACAUCUUAUAAAUUAUUAAAAUAUAGUUUCAGGCAACUGCUACUUUGCUGUUCAAAGAUGACAACCAAUUAGACGAUAUUAAUAAGCAAAUUCACGAGUGGCGUUAUAGUUUGUUUGAGAAGUUAUGUGAUUAUUUUCCUAAAUCAAUGAUUCAACCCAAAGAAGAUUUAAUCAACCUAAUUCCUCUAUAAAUUGAUAAGUACACCUAAACAUAUGUUUUGUUUAUUAUUUGGUUCCUUUAUACUCGCAUUAUUAAUUUUUAUAAUUUUAACACUGUAAUUAAGUAGAAAUAUUGUAAACGAAAAUAUGAUUUAUUUUCAAUAUCAUUUGUAUUGUUAUUUUAUUAUUGUACAUUUUUUCUUUUAAUUACAAACGAAACAACAAUUUUUAAAUUCUCUAAGACAUUCAUGUGCAAUAAUUAUUAAUUAUACCCUGGUGUAGUUAAAAAGACACUACAUACCCAAUUAUUAAGAAUUUAUUGCUAGGCAUUUUUAAUGAAAUUUAAGAAAAAAUUUUAAUUUUUUUACUUCAAUAUAUUCAAACUCUCUUUUAAAUAAUUUUAGAUUCUGAACGAAGCAAGUAAUGUAUUGGUUUUACAGUGUUUAUUUUUUUUUUUUUAUAUAUAUGUAAACAACUUUUCUACCAAAAAUAUUGCUCAGAUUUUUAAGUGUAGCACUUUUUCUGAAAGAAAAUUUUAUCUGGGUGGUACUUUAGGAAUGUUAUUUAUAUUUUCUAAGCAGUUUUCAUAAUAAUUGGGAAAAAAUUUGAGAAAACAAGAAAAUGUAUGAAAUGUAUUAAAUAUUUUGUUUUUUUUUUUGAGAUUCAGCUAGAAAUAUUUGUACAAACUUGAAAUUUGGACAGAAAACUUAAAUUUUCCUUUUCUAAACGUGAUAAAAUGUUAAAUAUAUUUUAGCUAUUUAUAGACAUUUUAAUUUUGCGAGUUUUUUACAUAAUUUUUAUUCGGUAAUUACUUUGUGGAAAAAAUUAUUGAACCAAACAAAAAUGCUUCAAAAUUUAACAGAAGGUUGCACUUUAUAAUCAAAAAAAAAAAUUGAGUGUGAUGUAGAAUUUGAAUAAAAAUUUGAAUAUCAAAUAUUUUGAUGAAAAUCAUAAAUAUCAAAUCUUUUUAAAACAUGUAUAACCAAACUCCGCCCAAAAUCCUUUUUUGUUACGUAGAUAUAUGUAUAUAUAUAUAUAUAUAUAAUUCUUCUCUAUAAUUUCCUACCCUCCUAACUUCUUACCUGCAACAGUGGCCCACCCAUUGUGCAGAGUAUGUCCAUCUUUUUUUUUUUGUUGACCUGUGUCAUUAUCACAAGUAUUUAAUAUGUUAAUAUGAUCAUGAAAUUUGAUUAAAACAUUACUGUUUUACAUGAACAUAAAAUACACUGACUACAUUUAAAAUAAAUACAUAGCUAUUUUCACUUUAUGCUGAACUUUAUCUGUGAUAAACCUUUUUUAUUUGUUUUUUUUUUUUUCAAAAUGACUCAAUUUUAUUAUAUAAAAAUGUUUACUGAUAAUUUAAAUACUUUAUUAUAUAUAGUUGGAGGGUUUACACCUGUUUACAAAUUUUGAAAUAAGCAUUUGACAAACUUAAAAUCAUGGAACUUAUUUAAGAUUUAAUAAUUUCUUUCAUUAUCAAAUUUUUUCCUAAAAUAAAGAAUAUUGCUCUAGAAAAAAAUGAGCUUAAACUCGUUAAUUAGUUGAAUUUUUUUUUUAUAGUUUGAAAUGAUAAAUGUUGGUUAAAAUUCCAAUAUGACAUUCAGCAUUUUUUUCUUAGCUUGUCAGCUUCAUUUAUAGCUUUGAACACCCCUAUAUAUUCCUCAAAUGAAACUAGGGUGAUUAAAUUAUAGACAUAUAGCAUUAGUGUCAAGAAUGUGCUUUUUAAAGGUUCUGAAUUUCAAUUCUACCUCCUAAAUUUGUAUGUGAAAUUUCACAAUUUUUUAGAAUGUGUUAUAGUUGUAUAGUAUUUGAUUAUUUAUUGUUUUACAUUAGAAUAUUUCUAUACUACAAAAUAGUGUGGGAGGGGGAGGUUUAAAUAGUGAAGUGUUCUUCUUUAUAAUUUAAAAAUUGUAAAUCUCUAUGAUUCUAUGAACAGUAAAAACCUUGUUAAAACUGCAUAAAACUCAUUUUUUUCUCAUCAUUUAUCUGUAAGGCAUCAUCUUAAGUAAGCUAAUCCUUUAAAUAAUUUGUAGUAUGCACAUAUCUUAAAAAAUAUCUUAGUAAAAGUACUGAAAUAUAUGUAUUACAAUACUUUUAAUUAAUUAAAUUUUAAUAUUUUUUCGACAUUUUAAUUAAUUUUUUAUGAAAUACAAUUUGUGUUUAUAGAAUAUUUUAUACGUAUGAGCAAAUGAAAUUAUCAUUGUAACAUCGAUAUUCUAGAUGUAUUUUUUCAAAAAGCAUUAUACAGUUCAAAUUAUUUAAAAAUGUUAUUUUUUAUUAUUGUUAUUAUUUUUUUUUUUAUUGCUUGUGACAUUGAUUAAGGCUACUAUUUAAUAAUUUUUAAGAUAAAUGAAUAUAUGGUUGUGUGUCAUAAAGUAAAUAGUUUGAAUCGUAUUUAUAAUUAUAUCAUCUAUAAUAACUAAUUUAAUCUAGAACUAAGAUUAAUUUUAAAAAAAAAAUUCAACGUAUAAUUGAUCUUAAUUGUUAUUUUGUUUAACUGCCUUAACUUCAACCGGUUAACAAUAAAAUCAAUAUCAAUAUACAUGCUAUAAAACAAAAGUCUGACAUCUAAAAUGAGUUCUGUUCUGUUCUAUGUUUUAAUUUUUUUUUCUUGUAAUAAUUAUUAGCCUUGUGAUAUGAAUUUUUUUUUUUAUCUAAAAUAAAAACUUGAAAAACCCGAGAUAUCAAUUUUAUAAAUAUAUUUUGAAACCAAAUUUUGUUAUUAAAAUAUUAAAUGCAAUGCUCCAGAUGUCAGAUCUUCAUGUUAUACUCUAUCAUUUUAUCAACAUUUGUUGACUUACUUUUCUUUUUCACACACAUCUAUGUAUUGUUAUAUGUAUGUAUAUAUUUUGUUCCAUAGUUUAUUGUGUUUUUCUAUUUUUUUCAUAUAUUUUAGAAUAUUAUAAUGUAGGUAAGUACACCAAAAUUUGUAUAUAUUUAUAAAAUACCAAUUUUAUAUUACUUAUUAUGUGUCACAUUUUUAUAAUUUUGUUUAUUUAUGAUCUCUAAAACAUUAAUUUUACCAUUAAAAAAAAUAAAACAAAUGUAUUUAUUAUUUGAACAUAGUUUAUAAUAAAGUUAUACAAAAAAAAACUAUGCC